CGGAAGUAAACAAAAACGAAUAGUCAGAGCUCUGCAGUUGAAAAUGAAGCUCCGUUUGAAGUUUGGUCUGGAAACAAAAGUUCAAGAAUUAGAUGAUGCAUGCUCAGUGUCAAGCCUUUAUAAUGUUGUGUAUGAACUGUUUCCGCAACUGAAAUGUGAAUUCAAGUUAAGUCUUAACAAGAAAGAUGCAUUGGAAGAUAACAAGACUCUGGCUAGCCAAGGAAUUGUGUCUGGGGACCUUGUUUAUGUGGUGACCUCGGUGAAUGACGAUACAGCCAAACCUGUCUGUAAACAGCAACUCUUGUCUAAGGAGUGGACAGAUUCUGUUCAGCAGACAUCCGGAGUAGAUAGUCAGGGUAACUUUACACAGACAGUACGUACUGGGGCUGCAUCUGCCUCAAGCUCCUCUCAUGCAAACAUAAAUGUCAGUUUAGCAGCAACAUCACAACUUUCCGAAGAAUGCUCAAACUCUGACAACAUUACAACUUGUAGAGGUCUCAACCAGCAAUCGAUGUCAAGCUCCUCGGAGACAAGCACUCAAGGUCAGCAGGAAUCUGAAAUGGACACACAUGAACAGAUGACAAACAUCAUAGAGGAACGUGUGGACCAUGCUGUGGUCAACAGAUAUUUGAACGAACCUGUGUUAUGUCGUGAGAGCCAUGGGCUGGUAGUUCCAGCCAUGCUUAGCGAUGUGUAUCAGACUGCUGGGAUCUCGUGUUCUGCCGAGGCCAUGUGUACAGUUCUACAUGUCCUGAUGCUGGAGACAGGAUAUACAACUGUUAACAAGAAAUCUUCUGUUCCUACAACUUUGACUGAAGAGCAGGUUGUCUCUCAGAAAACCCCAGACACUGGUACUUUACAUACUAGCUGUGAUGAAACUAUUGCUGACAAUUCCUUCCCUGACAGAGAAAUGCCUGUGGGAUGGCGUGACAAGCCUGGCCAGUACUCCCUGACCUACACACAUGUACAGCCCAACUGUACGGAGGAGAACCCAUGUUUUGUUGUUACCUGUGUCAGUAUGGGUACAGUCCUGGUGGUGCAUGGUCGACUAAGAGGAACUGAGGACAACUGGUCAUGUCACGUAAACCUGAACACAAAAGAUUUCAUCAGAAACACAGAUCAUAAAGGAGCUUGUGGCUGUUAUCAAAACUUAAAGAAGUUGUCUAGGGUGUUCAAGGAUUCCAUAGCCCUACCCAUGCUGCAGCAACACAGAACAGGACAGGGGCUUCCUCCUCUCUAUGGAAUCUUCGCCGUCAGCCAUGAAGUCAAGUUGAAGAUCCUGGGAAUGUUGGAUGUUGUGAGUUUGCUGAAGUUGUCGGAGACUUGUAAAGAGUUUAACCAUUUGUGCAAGGACAAAUAUGUCUGGAGACGAAUUUACCUGAAGGAUUUUGGCAAUCGAAAUAACAAUACUUUGGCACAAGACUGGAGUAGACUGUACAGACAAGAGUACAAGUUGAGGAAGGAGAGGAGAAGAAUAUGGAAUAGAAACCCAAUGCCAAUGUUUGGUCCGCCAGUGCUCCCUUCCUUUGGAUUACCUCCCCCUGGACCAUUCCAUCCUGGCUUUCUAAACGGGGACCAUGACCUUGAUCCAGUUACUGGCCCUUUCGAUUGGAGACUGAUGCCAAAUUCACAGCGUAAUCAGCCGGGCAGUGCCUUAUUCCGUCCCCGGUUUGACCCUGUGGGGCCCUUACCUGGUCACAAUCUCCUACCAGGGAGGAGCAGUAGUCAUCGAGAUAGAAGGGGGCCUUUUGGUGGAGGAUUUGGUGGAAGGCGGAUGUUCUAGGGACAUUGUGCUUUAAUAUGUCAAAAUAUGCAUUAUAUAUACAUACGGUAGACUAAAAUUUUCAUGAUUUCACUCUCGUGUGUUCAUUCUGUUUAUUUAUCAAUAGGCACUGUAAGAAUUACUUGAUGUCACUUAUGUAAAAAUAAAUAACUGAUCAACAGAACUUGACAAAGUAAAUGCUUUUCUGUUCAGUAUUCCAUAUCAUAGUGAAUUAAGAAAUAAAUUUCAAGGAGUAAACAGUUUUUACCAAAGUAUUGACCGGAAACCAGUACAUAUAUAUAUAUAUAUAUGCUUCCCAAUCCUAUUACUUGGCAGUAACUCCCCUAAUCUUGGAAAGAAAUUGUAAUACAAUGUACUGGGAUAAAUAAACAAGAGGCCCAUGGGCCUUAAUGGUCACCUGAUAUAUCUAUACA
Molecule: messenger RNA, 2196 nt
Organism: Mizuhopecten yessoensis (Yesso scallop)
Lineage: Eukaryota; Metazoa; Mollusca; Bivalvia; Pectinida; Pectinidae
Product: F-box only protein 7-like
Exons: 10
Coding region: 44-1783 (579 amino acids)
Biological process (GO): autophagy of mitochondrion; positive regulation of autophagy of mitochondrion
Molecular function (GO): protein kinase binding
Source: RefSeq, a predicted model, not a curated record